Molecule: messenger RNA, 5521 nt
Organism: Dromaius novaehollandiae (emu)
Lineage: Eukaryota; Metazoa; Chordata; Aves; Casuariiformes; Dromaiidae
Product: arylacetamide deacetylase-like 4
Exons: 4
Coding region: 4144-5145 (333 amino acids)
Cellular component (GO): membrane
Molecular function (GO): carboxylic ester hydrolase activity; lipase activity
Source: RefSeq, a predicted model, not a curated record
AAACCUUGCUUGAAGCUGGACUUUUAACUUAAUUGCUGAUAGAGGGUUUUUUUAGAAUCAAUAUUUAAAUAUACUGCAAAUAUUCAGCUUGAUUUAUUUGGUGAUGUGAGCCCCACCACAGGUACCUUCAGCUCGCCUGGAUGUGCUGGACUCUACUGCUUGCUGUAGGGCAUUAAAGGUGACAAUACUGAAAAACGAAAUUCUGCAGACAGUAUAAUACCCUCUUUUUUUCUGACGGCUUAAGUUUUAGUUUUUUAAUCCUGUUGUCUCAGUGUUGGAAGGCUUAAGAAACAAUUGCACUGCAGUAUGCAGAACCUCUUGUCUGCAGGAUAGUUUGCUUAUUUAGAGAAGGAGCAACUAAAUGAUGUGUGCAUGUCAUCUCAUUUCUCUUUUACAACUAUAUCACUCUACUUCUGAGGCAUCUAGAAGACAGCUGCCACACUGAUGAUCUUUUGCUUAUCAGUGUGUCUGUACGGCUUCCCUGUUUGAGUUAGCAGACCUUAUUAAAACUUUCUUUCUCUAUCGUUGUGCCUUGUCAUAUAUCUGAUGUUUUUCAUCCUUGUUUUCCUUCAAAACUAAAACUUGACUACCAGUUGCCUUUUCUGUUUCAAUCAAUCAUCCUCUCCUGAAUUCAUUAAGUCACCUCUGUCAUUUUAUAAACAUUUUUUUCUGUGACAACUAAACUUUUUCUUUUAGCCUUUUAAAUUUUGAAAAAAAUCUUUAGUUUCUUCAGGUUGUAUAUUACAUUUCAGUGUAAUUUGGUGUUCUAAUGUUAUUAUUUCUUCCCCCUUUUGCUGCUACAUUGCUUAUUAAGUUUUGUUUGAAGUCAGCCAGUAAGCUCCCAAGGGCAUGACUCAUCUUGUCUCUUGAGAAGUGCCUCACCCAGGUCUGAGCACUGCUAUGACAGUAAAGUAAUGCAAUAAAAUAGCAUAGUGAUAGAAUUAAGUUUUCUCACCAUCUACUAUAGCACGUGUGCACUUUCAUGUUUUCAAAACGCGGUAUGAAUGUCCUUUAAUAGCUUCACUAUACCCAUCGGACAAAGUUUAUUUCUGUGUAAUUCAUACACAGAAAGCCAAACUGCAGAAUUUAGAAACUCACUAGUGACUAAUGUAGUUCUCAACUUCUGAUCUUAUCGUUUUGUAUCCUUUCUGCUGGCUAGUGAGAGGCCAAGGAAAAAGCACUGUACCACAUCAGCUCAAAGGAACAGAAAGAUCAGAGUAGUAAUGUAUAGUUAUACGAAAGUAUAAAUGCAAGGAAAGCCUGAGUCAUUUAGCAACUCUGGGUACUGCAGUCAGGCCAAUUACUUAUGCCAAAGUAGCUGGAUCCUUUCAAGGGAUGACAACCCAUAAUGUCAAAAUUGUAGGGAAAAUUACAUAAACCUAGUGUUCAGAUGAGACAAAAGAUGCAUCUUAUGUGACUGGAGACGAAGCAGUUUCAAGUAGCUUAGAAUCUGUGCCCAGUCUAAUAAGUUCUAUCAAGAAUGGUCUGCAUCCACCUAUAAGGACAUAUCUAAAUAAAAGCAGCCAUGUCUUAAUGUUAUGAAAAUUUCUUCAUUGAAAAAAAUCUGCCUAUCUUUUACUUUUUCAUCUAGUACUUACUUUAUAAGAAACAGAAGAAGAAGAAGAGAAAAGACAGAUCAGUAAAGCUGAACAAUAGCCAAGAGAACUGCGACUAAACCUGUCUGGGAACUAGAGCUGUGAACACUGAGGGGCUCAUUAAAUUAUAUUACCUACUGUGUUAAGAAUUCUGUGAACUGCGUGCACCCAGUUUUUUCCAGUGAUGAUUUAGAUAGAAGGGCUGGCACAAAGUGCAACGCAAAUGAGUUCUGGGGUGUACAUGAUAGGCUUCUGCACCUUUACCUGCAGAAAGAGGACAGGGGACCCUAAUACCACGGUUAGCAUAGCUCUGUCACAUCCCUCCCACAGAUAUUGUGAUACCUAUGUUUCUGCAGGCCCUGAUCCUUUGCCUGAACAUGCACCUGGAUUCUCACUUUUAAUCUAACUUAGGUUCAUCUCUGCUUCUCACAAGACUUUUCUCCUGGUGGCUGGAAAUCAUCAACAUCAGUCAGUUGUUCCCAGUGGGAUCAGUUUUUCAGUAUUUUACUUUGAAUGACAACAGUUGAAUAGACACUGUUGCAUCAAUAUUGAUUGCAGAGGCUGAGCUAGGCAACACUUCAACUGGGGUCACAGUUUUCUAGUCCUGUCCUUUAACCUUCUUAUGCCAUCAGUAAUUCAUUAGUAGUAUCAGUUUUCUUGGCAACCUUUUGCUGUUUUGUCAACUAUAGCAUUAGAAGAUCUGUAAUCAUAUAACCAAACUGACCAAUUACUGAUUUACAAAUUACAUGGUUAAGCAGUUGUAUUUAUUCGCAAAUGUCAAAAUGUAGGUCAUGUUUGAUUAACCAAGUUAAUCACCUAUAAGGGAGAAAGCUUUAUGAAGACCCUGAAAGCUGGAUUGCUAGUAAUAAAGAAAUCAGUGAUGCAACGUCUCGAUAUGUUCUAAGUGUAACUUUAUCUACACAUAUUCCAGUCUUGCAGCAGAGGGGGAAGUGACCACUUCCCCCCCCCCCCCCCCCGCCCCUGAAUUUUAGGCCCCAAACUACCUCAUUCUGAGGGAGCCUAUCUGCUUAGAAAAAGGACUCAAAGCAGAAAACAAAGCAAAAAUGCAGACUUCCUUGAUUUUUACAGAAAUUCUACUCACAGGAACCGCAUAAUUUAAAACAGCAACACAAGAUUAACAAAAUUUACUAGGAAGAUUGUGUGUGAUAACACUAACUACUGAUGUCUGCCAUAAGUGUCCUUUCCUGCGGGUAAUCCAUAGCAUACAGUCACUUCAUUGCUAGCUGUGAACAAGAACAAUAUAAGCAAAUGCUAGUCUCUGUGAAAGUUGAACAGUAAAACUAUUGCAAGUUUAACAAAAAUGAGACAUCAGCUGUACUGCUAACACUAAGAGAAGUCAAAUGCUGAAGAAAGAAGUACAAAAUUUAAUCCAAAUAGAGUGGAAAUAUAGUGAUACUGCCUAGGUAUUUUUCAUCUUGAGCAGGAACAGAUUAGAUCUGAAAUAGCUUAAAGCUAUCCAGGUGUAACAAAGUAGAUCAGCUUAGACUGACAUGAGAAUUUUUUGGCCCAAACGUUUAAAUAUUAAUUGCUGAGGUGUGAGAAAAUCACCAUAAGGUUCAAAAUAAUACUUGUUCAGGAGGCCAGCUGUAGUGAAUAUUAACAAAAAAAUUUUCCGCAAGCCAAAAAAUAGCUUGACUUUGGGCAAUCAAUGGAUUAGUUGUAUUUCUUCAGGCAAGGCAAAGUUUAAGACAUUUUAACUAUUCUCUCCUUAUUUUGUUCAGGCACAGGGCCACUUAAAUUCCUGACAGUUGGAAGAAUUUCACAACCUCUUUUAUCUAUUAUGAGUAGUUUGAGCAUUUUCCUACUGAUAUAAACAGAGCCAGGAUUUUGCCACUGCUGUUUUGAGGCUCUUAAGAAGGAAGUCAUUACAUCAGAUCAUGGUGUUUCUCAAAUAUUUCUAAUAUAAUCUACAAAUUACUACCAAAGAAGUUAGCUCUAUGUUUUUCUAGAUAAUAUUAACACUACAGUCACAAGAUUUUUGCCAGAGAUGUCGGCAUUCAGACUUUUUAAGUAAUUUUAGUAUGGCAGAGAUGAACCAGCUCAAGACACUGUCACUGGAAUACAUUUUGGCUUCAUUGUGUAAUUAUGAUCCAAAUCCAGCCUGUAAGCAAUGAUUGGGAUGACCUGAAGACUAACUGCUACAAUAUCCAGAAUAAGUUGAUUACCUAUAUCCAGUCUCUACCUCUGCCAACUCUACCACUUCUGGUUUAGAACACUCCUUCAGCUGUCAUCUACUACCCUAUUUUCUUCAGUUUUCUACUGAUUUCACAAUAGAUCAGGCUCUUGCUGAAGCAAGACAGUAUCAAGGAGCCAAUUACUGGGAUUCAACCUCUGCGAGAGACUCUCAGCCAGGCUCUCAGCCCUUGCUUUUGGAGAAGCAUAGAGGCAAGGCAGAAGGUUCUUCUCAGGCAGCUACAGAAGAUAAGUUCAACCAUUCCUGUCAGUUCUACCCUUUGAAUUUCAAGCACUGGCAAAGUUUUUAGAAAAAUUAGGUCUCACCUCAGAAGUCUAUGUCCUCAGGACUGCAAUGGAUGGAAUACCACCAUUAAAAGAUAAUCAUCUUUUCAUCAAGGACUUAAGGUUUGAAAAGAUUAAAGUAAGAAUUUACCAGCCAAAAAUACCAACCACUGGCCAAAGAAGAGGAGUCCUUUAUUUUCAUGGAGGAGUUGGACAGUUUGGAAGCAUUCGGGCCUAUGAAAGAGUAUGCCGCUGUUUGGCUAAAAGCAGCAAUUCGGUGGUUGUGUCUGUUGGGUAUCGCUUAGCUCCCGAGUACCCAUAUCCAACCCAGUUUGAGGACUGUCUCGCUGCCACAAUACACUUUAUGAGGACUGCAGAAGAUUAUGGAGUAGAUCCUACUUGCGUUAUCAUCUGUGGAGACAGUAGUGGAGGUACACUCGCUGCUGCCGUUGCCCAAGCAAUGGUGAACAGAGAAGACCUCCCAAAGCUGAGAGCACAAAUCCUGAUAUAUCCUUUUCUGCAGGGUGUGGACUUUAAUUUGCCUUCUUAUCAGCAGAACAAGGGUGUCCCUAUUUUGUUAAAGGAACGAACCAUCACUUUUGGUUUAAAGUAUCUCAAUAAAGACUUAUCAAUCGUGGAGGAGCUCUCGAAAACUGUUUAUAUUCCAGAAGAUUUGCAAUUGAAGUAUCAGAAAUGGCUGAGUCCUGACAACAUCCCUGAAGAAUUUAAACCGAGAGACUACAAACCAGGAAAAAUACAUCUACUCUCAGAAGAACUCCAUGAAUUGGCCAAGCCUACUUUUGACCCAGUUUUUUCACCACUAGUAGCUGAAGAUACUGUUAUUGCUCAGCUUCCUGAGACUUUCAUUUUGACCUGUGAAUUUGAUGUGCUUAGAGAUGAUGGACUGCUGUACAAGAAACGAUUAGAAGAUCAUGGUGUAAAAGUGACCUGGUGUCAUCUGGAAGAGGGAUUCCAUGGCACAGUAUUCUUAGCUUUUUAUGGUAGGAUGCUAUCAUUUCGGUCUGGAGUGAAAGGCCUGCGAAGGAUAGUAGAUUUUCUAAACUCGAUAUAAAACUCCACUUCAUGCUUUCCUUUCUUACUGGUUGCAAAAAAUUCAAGAAAUCCUCAAUUUUCCUUUUUCUUAAAUUACCUUUGAAAUUUCUGCAUUGGACCUGUCUUCUUUUUACCUAAGAAUCUGAUUUGGUGAUGGCUUUUGUUCUGAAAGUUUUGGACGUAACAGCAUCUAGCAAGAUUCAAAUGAUAUAGCUUGUCACUGCUAAGAUGUAUAAAGUUUGUAGGGACAAACAUGAAUAAAUCUCAUAAUAUAAAUAAGUUAUCAUUGGCAUUUAACUUAGAUCUGUGUUAAGGGUUUGUAUUUGAUAACUGUAGUUUCCAAGACAGAAGAAAAGAAUUGUUAAAUAAAAAAAACCAUUGUUAUUUAAAUAUAA